GCGAUGGCCGAGCGGGGCCGCGUGCCGCCCGCCGCACCCGCACCCAGCACGGACGGGCUGCCGCGCGCCUUCCUGCAGAGCUUGCGCACUCUCUUCGACAUCCUGGACGACCGGCGGCGCGGCUGCGUGCACCUGCGGGAGAUCGAGUCCCGCUGGCAGGGCGCCGACGCGCGCGAGCUGCCAGGCGGUGUGCUCGAAGGCCUACGCCAGGUGGCCCCGGCCAGUGGCUACCUGACUUUCGAGCGCUUCGUGGCCGGCUUGCGCACCUCGCUGCUGAGUGCCGAGGGCGGCCCGCGGGGCCCGACCCGCGUUCGGGGCCGACCCGGAGACCCGCCGCUGCCGCCUCAGCGCCUGGUGUUCGCUCCAGCCGACGAGCCACGGACCGUACUGGAGGGCAAGCCUCUUGCCCCGGGUGCGCGUCUUCCUCCCGGCGGCCCCGGCGGUGCGGCUCGAAGCCCGGAAAAGCUGUGCGGCCCGGCCGAGGCGGCGACGUUCCCCGCGGAGCCCGAGCGACCCCAGAGUGCGGCACUGGAGAGGAGCCCAAGCGCCAACGCUGGUACAGUGGCCUGCAGGGCCCCAGAAGUGGGCUCAGGGGAUGCCCGGCGGGCAACCCGCACCCGAGGGGAACGGCGGAGGCACACUAUCACUAAUGGUGUGGACUGCGGCCUGCUGAAGCAGAUGAAGGAGUUGGAGCAGGAGAAGGAGGUGCUAUUGCAGGGCCUGGAGAUGAUGGCAAGGGGCCGUGAGUGGUACCAGCAGCAGCUGCAACGGGUACAGGAGCGUCAGCGCCGCCUGGGCCAGACCAGAGCCAGCACUGACUCUGGGACUGUGGGAAGUCCUCGCCCACUGAGACAGCUGCUGCCCAAGGUACAGGAGGUGGCCCAGUGCCUAGGGGAGCUACUGGCUGCAGCCUGUGCUGGCCGGGCUCUACCCAUGUCAUCCUCUGGGCUCCUGUGCCCUGCCCUGGCCCCUGCCUCACCUCCAGCCACAGGCUGGCAGCAGCAGACCAUCCUCAUGCUGAAGGAGCAGAAUCGGCUCCUCACCCAGGAGGUGACUAACAAGAGCCAACGCAUCGCCCGGCUGGAGCAAGAGAAGUGUGCCCUCAUCAAGCAGCUGUUUGAGGCGCGUGCCCUGAGCCAACAGGAUACUGGGCCUCUGGACUCCACCUUCAUCUAG
Molecule: messenger RNA, 1176 nt
Organism: Otolemur garnettii (small-eared galago)
Lineage: Eukaryota; Metazoa; Chordata; Mammalia; Primates; Galagidae
Gene: SAPCD2
Product: suppressor APC domain containing 2
Exons: 6
Coding region: 4-1176 (390 amino acids)
Source: RefSeq, a predicted model, not a curated record